AUGGCCGAUUCUGCGAGGGUCGACGCUGAGCGACUUCGCUCUCUCGAGAUAGGGAAUGGUCUCUUGCCCGAGGUCAUGAUCUGCCAGACUGUGCUCGGCAUCAGGGUCUACGAGAGGCUCGCAUCUCACAACCUUUCCCAUGAAGACCUCAUUUCGGACUGCGGCAAGGAGUACGGGACGCUGCUGAAGAGUCUCGUUCUCCCAAACGAGGCUAUGAAACCAUCCUCCGGCUUGACCUACUACGACGGCAAGCCGAUGUCAAUGACGUUCGAGGGCCCGCCAAUCCAGCUCGACUCUCUUUCGCACCGCCAGACAGUCGGCGGCUCCUCGGUCUUCUUCCCCAUCUCGAGACAGGCGGCCGCGAGGUGGUAG
Messenger RNA from Rhodotorula toruloides NP11, 372 nucleotides. RefSeq lists its product as uncharacterized. Lineage: Eukaryota; Fungi; Basidiomycota; Microbotryomycetes; Sporidiobolales; Sporidiobolaceae. The record is from RefSeq and is a predicted model, not a curated record. The coding region runs from base 1 to 372 and encodes 123 amino acids. The transcript is spliced from 4 exons.